AUGCAAGUGAAGAAAAGUGGUAAAAAUGAUAUACCAUCUUCAUCUUCUCUAGGUUAUGGUUCUUAUGAAGAUGAACCAGAAUCAUUCAUGGCUGCUCCAUAUUCAGAAUCCAUGAAUUCUGCUCAAGAAGUGAGUCUGUACAAUGAGAAUGGCUCGGGAAAGAACUUCGUUUUGCAUGGAGUUAUAAAGAAUUCAGCAAUUGAAAGGUGUCGUGAGCCCAUCAAUGGUAAAUCUGAGAUUUGGAGUGUGAGUAAGAAGAAAACACGAGUGCAAGGAGAGAAACAUUACAGAGGAUUAAGGAGAAGGCCAUGGGGGAAAUAUGCAGCUGAAAUCAGAGAUCCAAGAAGAGGAGGAAUGGGGAUGUGGGUUGGAACAUUUGACAGUGCAGAGGACGCAGCCAUGGCUUAUGACAGGGCUGCCCUCAGCAUUAGAGGACCCAGAGCCAUUCUCAACUUUCCCAUAUUCACUUCCUGUUUCAGUGAAGAGAACGAAUCUAUUAAUGGGGGAUGUCAUAUUACAGAAGAAGAAAAAGAAGAAAGUACAUGUGCAAACAAUGAGAGAAAUGUGAUAGAAUUGGAGGAUAUGGGUGUAGAUUAUUUGGAAGAGCUGAUUCUCACUAGUGAGAGAAUAACUGUUUCCUGUGAAGAGAACGAAUCUAUUAAUGGGGGAUGUCAUAUUACAGAAGAAGAAAAAGAAGAAAGUACAUGUGCAAACAAUGAGAGAAAUGUGAUAGAAUUGGAGGAUAUGGGUGUAGAUUAUUUGGAAGAGCUGAUUCUCACUAGUGAGAGAAUAACUGUUUCCUGGUUUUCUGGUUCUUUACAAGAGCGGCUAAUUUCUUAG
Messenger RNA from Cryptomeria japonica (Japanese cedar), 840 nucleotides. Its product is annotated as ethylene-response factor C3-like. The coding region runs from base 1 to 840 and encodes 279 amino acids. Gene Ontology annotation, molecular function: DNA-binding transcription factor activity; DNA binding. The transcript is spliced from 2 exons. The record is from RefSeq and is a predicted model, not a curated record. Lineage: Eukaryota; Viridiplantae; Streptophyta; Pinopsida; Cupressales; Cupressaceae. Gene Ontology annotation, biological process: regulation of DNA-templated transcription; ethylene-activated signaling pathway.